AUGGCGCGACUGUAAAUAUUUAUAAAAAUUCACCUUCAAUUAAACCAGAUAAAAAAAACUGCACCAACCCUCUAGGUUACCAUGGCAUUUUAUUUAAGCAGUCUCAAACAGGCAGCUGUAGAUUUUGUCAUGGGUGGAACUACACAGCCUGACUGGAGCCAGCUGCCGAACGAGAUUUUGCUGCACGUCUUCAGUUACCUUAGCAACAGCGACAAGUACCACGCCGCCCUCACCUGCAAGUCCUGGCUCCGUCCACUCUCAGUGCCGACUCUGUGGCAGUCCGGAGAUUUUGUUUUUGACGACAAGAGCGACGAGAAGGCCAUUAGGUUUGUUGAAAUCGCCGGCAAAACAUUACGUCAUAUUAAGGCAGAAUGUAAAAAACUUGAAAAUCUUCAAUUGGUAUUGGAAUACCGCCCUUCUUCUUCGGAGAAGAUGUAUCUGUUUUUAGCCAGCCUUUUGAAUUCAGAGAAUCACCAGCUGUUGACCUUCAGACUGAAAAAUAUGAACAGUUUGGAAACGUAUUGCGGUGGGGCGGAAAGAAUGCCGUUGUCUGAGGUCACUAAACUCCUGAAGAGAUUCUUGAAAGCCCAGCGACAGCUUCGUGUCCUUGACCUUAGCAAUAGCGAAAAGUCUGUGAGGUUCUGUUUCGAGGAUGAUUCUAUUACCGUGAGGCAAGGCAUGAAAUUGCUGAUAGCAGCUGGCAAACACUGCGCCACCACGCUACAUACCCUUGCUAUCGCCAGGCUCGUUAGCUUGAAAAGUAGUUUCCAUAAUAGCAUGAGUUAUCUUCCGCAAUUUCGAAACGCCAUCUCUGGUUUCAGCAAGUUAUCAGAACUUGACCUCAGCUAUGGUUAUCUGGAAGAUGACCUGCUGCUCAGCUUGGCAGCCAAUACAAAUACCAGCCUCAAGGUGAUCACAGUUCGUGCUGACGAAAUCCCAAAGUUAGAAAGUCGAAUAACCCCUCUAGCAUGGGAGAAGCUUACAGCGGCCUGUCCUGAGCUAAAAGCGAUUUUUCACAUCAAGCACAAAUAUGAGUCGUACUCCCAAGACCCAACAUUGAUACUCACACCAUCCAUGCCGCUCUAUCAAGUCAAGUGGAAAGCUGGUGACGCCAUCGCUAUAGAGAACUUAGAGAAGUUCUUUCAACAUGUGGCACAGAACUUUCAGAAUACCUUACACCACCUUCAUGUAAAAUCGGGUGUCCGCCCUGACACAGAACGCUUUGAGCUUGUGUUCAAAAGUUUGCAGGCGUGCAAAAAUCUGGAAACCUUGUCCCUGUGUUUGAAAAGCUGCAAGAGUGGUGACGUAGAGAUGUACAUGCUGGCAAUAAAAGAUGUCAUGACGCGAUGUCCAGUGUCAUGUGACGUCACACUGAACGGUCAAGUUGUGAAGGUGGGGUCAGGAGAGUUCACCGGGUUGACCAGUUGACGAAUGUUUUUUUUUAGAUCGGUGGUAAAACAAGGUAGUACACAUUAGCAUCUGUGUUUUUCAUUUAUCCUUUAAAAAAUGGGUCCAUUUAACUAUUUGUUUUAAGUUUUGACUUGCAAUCAAUUUAUCAAUGUCAAGAUGAGCUAGAUGAAGAGACAACUAUUGAAAGCUGAUUAGCGAUGGUUUGUUGAGAUCUUAGACAUAGGGUUAGCGCAGGAGCCAUAGUAUGGAGGUAAACAGUUCUAGAACAAUAACAUGGAGGCCAGCAGUUCUAGAACAAUAACAAUGAUGAAAACAAUACUAAAAAGCUGAUAAUUGCACCCCUCCUACUCGGUGAUUUUAAGUUACCAACCGGAGAAAAAUGUCAGAAAAACUCUUGAUUUGUAUAAUAAUAUUUACUGAUAAUAACAUAAAAAGUAGUUCCAAAUGCAUUUAGAGUUAAUUAUUUCCCAUAUUUGAUUGUAUACUUGAUCAAGGGAAUCAAUUGCAAUGAAAUCUCUGUAUUAAAACAAUUUAGAAAUCAUUGUAGAUAGGGAAAAAAACCCAGUAAUGAUAUUUUAUUUAAACGUCAAUUAGACCACUGCAUAACAAUUUAUAGUUAGAGAUUUCAAACAUUAAAAACUUGUAUACUUUUUUCAGCUACUUAGGUUAACAACGUUUAUCGUUUUGCGUCUGUAAUUUUUUAAAACUGUAAACACUUUAUUUAAUACAGGCUGUACUAUUUAAGUUUCUUUCUUUACCUUUAGAUCCCAUUUCAAAGAAGGGUCUAUAUUAAAAUAAAUUCACUGUGCAGGUUACAUUUUAAUAUGAUCAACACAAAAAUGAUCAACUAGCUGUCCUUCACAGAAAAUCAAUAUUUUAUCAUAGGUUCGUGUGUUGCAUGGUACCCAGAAUUUAACCAUUCGAUUAACCGCAUUCAAUGAUGAUAUUGAUCUAACGUAUCAUGCAGUAGACAGAAGUUAAGCAUGUAAAGAAAAUACUAUGCAAUUGAUUAGAGCAUAUUAGCUUCAUGCAUCGAAUAGGUGCUAAAACAUAUUUAGCAGAAGACGAAUUAUGUAGCUAUUGCUAGUUUAUCUACA
Physella acuta is the source of this 2507-nucleotide messenger RNA. Its product is annotated as F-box only protein 39-like. Gene Ontology annotation, biological process: positive regulation of protein ubiquitination. Lineage: Eukaryota; Metazoa; Mollusca; Gastropoda; Physidae. The record is from RefSeq and is a predicted model, not a curated record. Gene Ontology annotation, molecular function: protein binding.